AUGAAAGUCGUCUGCCACAACACUGACAUCAAGAUGUUUAUGACAAUCGCGGCCGCUUUUGCGGUCAGUAUCGCUUUCGUGGUCCAUUACAUUUGCAAGUCCCUGUUCUUCAGUCCUUUGGCUGGGAUCCCAGGGCCGAAGGCCUUUGCCUUAACGAAAUGGCGACUUGCCUUCGAAGAUUACAAGGGCACGCUCUUUCGGCAUUGCGUGUAUGGGGCCGGGAGCGGCUUCGAAAGGACCACAUUCUACAAUAUGUUUUCGACAUACGGGCGGCAGAACAUGUUCUCGUUUAGCUCGGUAAAACAGCAUGGAGACCGGAAAAAACUCUUCGCACAUGCGUAUGCCAAGUCUACGAUGCUGAAGGGGGAGACGGCGCGCACGAUUGAAACGAAGGUCAGGAAGUUCAUAGAGCUUUUGGAUAGAGAGCGAGACGGUCGAUCUAUCGACAUUUUCCCAACACUACAUUACUUCUCUUUGGACAACAUCACAGAGUUCGUAUUUGGCAAUGCUGGCAAAACCGCAUGUCUUGAUGGCGUGGAAAAAGACCGUGCACUUCUUCGCGAUAUUAUGGCCACUGGCAGUCGCAGACUUACAUGGUUUACGGUCCAUCGCCCGAAAUUCACGACCUGGCUUUACUCGAGGACCGGAUUAAUGGGCUGCGUCGCUCGCCGGUUCUACCCACUGCAGGGCCCAAUACCAUACACUGAUAUCAAACUGCAUGCAAUGAAAGCUUUCCGGAUAUUCUCAAAUUUCUCGACCAAAGAGAAGGCCAAGCAGUCCUCUCUCAUCUCGAAGCUCUGGAAGCAUCAUUCCACUCAGAAAGAGGGUGGCCUAGAUGAUCUGGACAUAGCAUCUGAAUGCGCAGAUCACCUCGACGGGGGAAUUGACACUACAAGUGACACUCUUAUGUUCGCAAUUUGGUCUCUUUCUCGCCCUAAGCAUGAGAAAUUCCAGCAGAGACUCAUCAACGAAGUCCGAAAUCUAUCAGAAGACGAGCUUAAUGCGGAUGGUAUACCACGGGCAGAAGUGGCCAGCAAGCUAGAAUAUGUGGAUGCAGUUAUCAAAGAAACGCUGAGACUCUUCGCGCCUCUUCCAGCGUCACAACCAAGAUCGCUACCAAAAGACACAACCAUCGAUGGUUAUCCCAUUCCUGCCCGUACUGUCGUCUCAAUCUCACCCUAUAUUUUACAUCGGAAUGGAAACAUUUUCAGGGACCCUCUAACAUUCAAUCCAGACCGCUGGCUUGAUCCAUCUCAGGACACUGCGGGAAUGAAUAAGCUAUUUUGGGCCUUCUCUAGUGGCGGACGGAUGUGCAUUGGGAUGCAUCUUGCCAUGGCUGAAAUGACCACGUUUCUGGCUGCGCUUUACCGCAAAUAUACAACGGAACCCGGAGAUGAUUUUGGCAUUGUCUCCCCUGGCAUUACUAGCCGUUUUGAGAUCUUUUAUGACGAGAGUUGCAGUGGUGUACGAGUACGUUUCACCUGA
Messenger RNA from Penicillium argentinense, 1485 nucleotides. RefSeq lists its product as uncharacterized. Gene Ontology annotation, molecular function: heme binding; oxidoreductase activity, acting on paired donors, with incorporation or reduction of molecular oxygen; iron ion binding. Bases 1 to 1485 code for a protein of 494 amino acids. Lineage: Eukaryota; Fungi; Ascomycota; Eurotiomycetes; Eurotiales; Aspergillaceae. The transcript is spliced from 3 exons. The record is from RefSeq and is a predicted model, not a curated record.